UUAGGCUUAUUAGCACUUAAUAUUUUCUCGUAGGCAUGGUUAUUCUAACCAGUCAAGCAGCCUGGGCACUCCAAAACAACACAGCACUUUUCAGCAGUGAUAGCAAAUAAAUGCUAGAAAGAGCUGCAUUGCAGAAAACAUUUGUUUUGCCACUGGGGAUGAGCUGGCAGAAGAAACACAGUGAGUUGACCCUGUCUGGAGUCCAGGUGCUCUCCAAAGCUGCUCUAUCACUCCCCUCCUCAGCUGCGCAGGGGAGAGGAAAUAUAAUGAAAGGCUCAGCAGCUCUUUCCCUCCUAAGUGUAGGGAGAGAAGACUCAUCAGUUGAUUUUACAGACAAACAGGAUAGGAAUGGAGUUUAUGGUCAGUUCAUCACUCAUUGUCUGCUGCUGUUUCCUCCAGAAGGGGAGGACUCUUCACACUCUUCCUCUUCUCCAGUAUGGGGUCCCUCCAACAGGAAACAGUCUUCCAUGAACUUCUCCAAUGUGAGUACUUCCCAUGGACUACAGUUCUUUAGAAACUGUUCCACUUGGGAACCUUUGAUGUGGUUCAGUCCUUCAGGAACAGAUUGUAUAGGCCCCCACAGGGUCACAGGUCCUGCCAGCAAACCUGCUCCAGCCAGGGCUCCUCUACGUGGGACCAUACAACCUGCCAGGAGCCUGGUAAAGCACAGGGUCACAGCCUCCUUUGGGUACAUCCACCUGCUCCGGUGUGGGGUCCUCCGUGGGCUGCAUGUGGAUAUCUGUUCCAUCAUGGAUGUCUAUGGACUGCUGGGGCUACUGGUUCUCUGACCUCAGUUAUCUCAGCUUACGCAGGCAAUGUUGAAAAUAAACAAAAACAGAAAA
Messenger RNA from Hirundo rustica (Barn swallow), 842 nucleotides. RefSeq lists its product as uncharacterized. Lineage: Eukaryota; Metazoa; Chordata; Aves; Passeriformes; Hirundinidae. The record is from RefSeq and is a predicted model, not a curated record. The transcript has 2 exons. Bases 111 to 788 code for a protein of 225 amino acids.